Gastrolobium bilobum is the source of this 752-nucleotide messenger RNA. Its product is annotated as citrate-binding protein-like. Lineage: Eukaryota; Viridiplantae; Streptophyta; Magnoliopsida; Fabales; Fabaceae. The transcript is spliced from 2 exons. The coding region runs from base 1 to 684 and encodes 227 amino acids. The record is from RefSeq and is a predicted model, not a curated record.
AUGGAUCCUUUUGGAAGAAUGGGAUAUAUUUGCAAGGCCAUGGUUGCUGUUCUGAACUUACUUGUUUGUUAUUCAUUCAUCCACGUGGCAAGAUGCUCGCCGGUGGAUCCAACCCUUGGGUUCACGGAUCUUCCAUUGAACCAAUCAAAUCUUGAAGUUCAGAAGCCUUAUAAUGUACCUGAAAGCGAACGUUAUAGCUUUGUAGAUGGAGUGCACAAGAUGUGGGUGUACUCCACGGACGAUCCACACUCCAUAAAUAGCAGAACCUUACCCCGAACUGAAAUAGGCAUUAGAGGCUACGGUUAUAACUCUGGGGUAUGGCAAUUUGAAGGGCAUGGUUUUGUGCGGAAUGGUACUUCUGGCGUGUGUAUUAUGCAAGUAUUCGGGUCAGCCCCUCCUCAUGCCACCACUUUUAUGCUUAGAACAUAUAACGGUUCUCUUACGUAUUAUACGAAUCCGGUUUUGGUUCCAAACAUGUGGGGGAGAUGGUUUAAAUUAAAUGUGAUCCAUGACGUCGAUGCCUCGUAUUUGAAGAUUUACAUUGAUGGAGUUCUGGUUUAUGUGGCUCCUGGCCGUGGCGGUACCUACCAUUCCUUCAAGUUCGGGGUUUACGCACAAGAUUAUGAUUCUUACUGUAUGGAGUCCCAUUGGAAGGGAAUUAGAGUUCUGAAAAAAUGCUCAUGAUUGAAGCUUGGGAUAUGUUGUUUAAUAUCUAGUUUAAUAAAGUUCGAUGGAAAUAACAAUGUUCAUUA